Molecule: messenger RNA, 4285 nt
Organism: Nomia melanderi (Alkali bee)
Lineage: Eukaryota; Metazoa; Arthropoda; Insecta; Hymenoptera; Halictidae
Source: RefSeq, a predicted model, not a curated record
GUUUCCCUGCAGCCUCCAUCGCAGCUGCAGCUCCGUUCUCCGCUCGGUUACACCGACUUCCACGUAUUUAACGCGCACGUGACCGACCCGUGGGCGCGCGCGCGCGACGUGCGACCCGUGCACGUGAAAGCGCGCGACAGUUUUUCUUUUCGGAACAUUCCUCCUCGACAUCCACCGUAAGUAGGUACACGGUGUCUCACAUUUGGCGUCCGACAUUUCCGCGCGCGUUUCCGCCGCGCCGCGGGACCGACACGUGCGCGUGCACCUGCGGCACCGUCUACCCUCGCGACAGCUGUUGCGGCCAUUUUUACCCGCGCCUGGCCUACGGGACUCCAGGACUAACAUCUUUCUUCCGCGAACGUCAAACGGUGUUGUUUCGUGUUUGGUGAAUUAAAUAUUCAGUGGUUCGCUUAGAUCGGAGUGUUUCGGUUGUUUGAUCGGGUUUGAUGGCGUUGGUGUGACUUUAAUCAAUAAUAUGCUGGCUAAGGUGGACGCCUAUACCUUCUGGAACGAGGAUGACAAUGUUCGACUUUCGCUGUUGCUCUGUUUUUAGGGAACGUUGUUUUGGGUUAUCUUGUAGAUAUUUUAUGUGUGCUUCGUAGUAUUUGUGAUUUGGAUAGAGUGAUGGGAUUGGAGAACGUACGGUUACACGGACUUUGAACUUUCGUUGGAGAGCUGUUGAAAAUGAAUGAUUCAUGUAGGAUUGUGGAAAUUCGGACUGAAUUGGGAAGGUUUUAAUAUUUUGUAAUUGUAUUGUUUCGAGAUCUUUGUGAGACAAUGACGUUUAGACGAAUGUGUGAGCGACCCCGUAAGAACCGAUUUCCUUGGGAUGAUGUAUACGACGUGGUCGUGCGGUUGCCCCCGGUGAAACUUGUCGCGGUAUGCAAACCACGAGGCUGUUUUUGCAGUCGGCGUAGCUGACUCGCGCGUAACACAAUUCCUCGAUCGUGAUCGAGCCGUGAUAUCGAUCGUUUACCUGGCCGAUCUCUGUCGUGCGUCUACUCCGGAUCAGCGCAUCAACAUGCGUGACAGAAAUCUGCGGGGAUUCCGGGCGUUAACGACGAAAACGUGAGGGAUGAUACAAUCGCAGCCAUGCCCGCGAAGAAUUUGGAGGCGGUUGACAUUUUGGAAGCCCUCGAAUCGAAUCUCGCAUACAUUCCAGGGGGACGGGACCGCGAGGGAAGACCUUUGAUCGUCGUCAACGUACCAUCGGAGCUGCAGCCCACUACGAAACCCAGAUUGGAGUCGCUUCUAACGUAUUUCUUGUCGAUCUUUAGCGAGGAGACGAAGGGAAAUGGGUUAGUCCUGGUCGUGGACGCACGGAAGGGCGCGUGGCGUGUAGCGAGGUCUUGCAUAAGGCUGUCAAUGGUUCUUCUUGAAUCGUACUCGACUUCUGUGAUCGUUGUGCGACCAGAAGGUUUCUGGGACAAGCGCGUGGACAGCUGCACCAGAUCUCAUAAGGAAGGAGAGCCGACAUACCUUAUCCUGACCAGGCUGCCUCUUCACAUUGACUUCGCGCAGUUACCGUACGAGUUAGGCGGCAACAAAUCGUACGAUCAUACAGAGUGGAUUCAGAAUCGCGUGAAAGUGGAGGAUUGCAUCAAGGACGCCACAGAUCUCGUGUCAAAGAUGACGGACCUGCACCAAAGAAUGAGCAGCCUGGACGCAUUUCGCAUGUCGGAGUCAAACGACGACAUAGAAACCUAUUGGGAGACGAGCACUGAAUUGACAUCUAUAGCAAGAUACGUUCUACAGACAGGCAGAUCCUUGGUGAAUGGAAUGAGCAGGGUGUCCUCGAAGGAUGUCUUGGACACAACGAAACGAAUCCACGAGCUUAUCGAUUCAAUCGAAUUGAAGAAGGUGGACAUCGAAAAUUCCUGGUCCGAAAUGGAAAGAAACCUGGACACCGCUAGAGUGAUCGGCGAUCUCGAGAAGGGUGUGUCCCGUGUCACCGACUGGAUCCUUGGACCAGCUGACGCAAUGUUGAAUUCCUGUUGCCAGGUUGGAUUCGACGUUUCGUCCUCGGAAGAGCUUCGAAGGCGGCACGAGGAAUUGGAGCUCGAGUGCAGGGAAACUUACGGUCGAUACGCGGAAUUACUUCACAAAAUCGACAGUUUACCGAGCACACGACUGUCCGAGGAUCUGAAAUCUCAGAGGGACUUUAUGGACUUUGUGUGUCGAAGCUUUGCAACCAGGCUCGAAAGGCGAAGGAACGUGUUAAUUACUUCGCAAAGAUUCUUCAGACUCGUUUCCGAGUACUUCGACAAAACCAGUGAAGUAUUCGAUAGACUGGUGAUGGGCAACAGAACCCACGACUUUUCUCAGGCGGCUGCGAAUUUAUUGAAGCUGGAGCAGAGUCAAGCGAGUCUUGAAACUCUAGAAUGCGAGUUAGUGAAAGAAGGAGAAAAAUUAUCGGACAUACUGUCGAUGCCCGUGAAGGAUGCGUUGGGUCGAGACGUACGCGUCGAUUACGGCGAAGAUAUUGUGAACGUCAGAGACAUCCUAGACGCAACGAACGCCAGGAAAAAUAUCUUCAACGACAGCGUCGAAUUGCAGAAAUUGUCUUUGAAGCAAAUCGCGUUGAUAUACACUUACGAAACUGAUACGGAACAGGCUGUUGAAUGGCUGAACGAUUUGUACAAUGUUCUCUUGAAGAAUCAUAUGGAGAUCGGUUGUAACACAAUCGAAAUACAGAAGCAGAAAGAAGAACAUCAGUCAUUCCAAGAAACUGCGAAGGGGACCUAUGAUUACGGUUGUCAAUUGGUGAACGGUGCUAGAGUAUUGAGAUUAUCCUGCAGACUGCCUUUGGACAGCAAUAUGAACCUUUUUCUGAAACUACGUCAAGCUUGGAAGCAGCUUCGAUCCGUUGGACAAGAACAAUUAACGAGGCUGAGAGUUUGCGCUGUUUUCCAUAGGAGCGUCGAAGAUCACUGUUCGAAGUUACGCGACCUGAUCGAGGCAGUGGGAUGCCUGCGUCGAUCGCUGAAGACUGAUGAUUUGUCUGCGGAAUCGCGGGACAGGGCGGAGAUAAGGGACAUCCUGGGCGAUCGGGAGAAGCUUCUGCUCGAAGUCGGCCGAAUGGUGCGGCUGGGUCGGCUCUUGAGGACCAGACUUAAGGAGCCCUUGUGCCAUCAACGGCAAGUACGCCAGUGAUCGUAAUUUCGUUUCGAAAAUCUCGAAAAUCUGCUUUGAGAAAUGGUCCUCGAUCGGAACUAAUAUAGUCGAUUAUAACUCGGUCGAUCGAUUAAGAAUAUAAUCGACUAAUUCGGUCGAUCGAUUAAGAAUAUAAUCGACUAAUUCGGUCGAUCGAUUAAGAAUAUAAUCGAUUAAUUGGAUCGAUCGAUCAGGACUAAUGUAAUCGACCAAUUGGAUCGAUCGAUUAGGACUAAUUUAACAAACUGACAUUUGAUCGAUCCACCUUGGAGUGUCAGUUUCAAUUAACACAACGCGAAAUGUUUAACUAAAUGUUUAAUUUUUCAACCGAGUCCAGAUGUUUGGCAUCGUUUUGAGCUUCCGAGCUUUCCGAAUCGACGCCAUGUGUCCUUGGAUCUUCCUCGUCUAACGUACAGGGUGCUUCGAUUUUUUUUACCGUCACACAGUCUCAACACGCUUCGCGAUUGAAAAUAAGAAAUAGAUGUUACGCGAUUGUGUUAUUAAGUAGUGAAAUACGAAAUUAUAAAGGGUUGAUUUUUUGUUUAAUGCCGCAUGGAAACGUCAUAUUCAGUUGCGUUUACCAAAAAUUAGAGCUCGCUGUAACUAUUUAUGAAUAUAGAGCAUGAGAUUGAUUUUUAUUUCUAGUAAAUGAUUGACAAUAAAGUAGUCCUGACAUUCAUAGUUGUGAAUGAAAUCAUGGGGUAACUGAUUAAAUUAGAAUAAACAGUAUUACACACAAAAUUGAUCUAUUUUACACCUAAUAAAUUAUUAUUAACAAAAUAGUCCUAAUAGUCGCAAUUACAAAACGAAUCAUAAGACAAGUGUUCAACUUAGAAUACAAAAUAUUACAUACAAAAUUCAUCUAUUUUAUUCCCAAUAAAUUAUUAACAACAAAACAUUUUUGACAUUCCUAAUUAUAAAAGGUAUCGUAAAGCAACUGACUAGCUCAAAGCAAAGGACAUCAUAUACAAAAUAAAAAUCGAGUUAACACCUGAUCCAUUCUCAAGACCUAGUCACAGAAUAGACUGACACUGUUCGCCGGUGAAAUACCGGAACACCCCAUGCAUCUGUCAAUGCAAUCGGGUUAAAGCAAUAAAACGUGCGUGUAACUCGGUCGUGGCGUUUCUGGUCC